Molecule: messenger RNA, 8231 nt
Organism: Paramormyrops kingsleyae
Lineage: Eukaryota; Metazoa; Chordata; Actinopteri; Osteoglossiformes; Mormyridae
Source: RefSeq, a predicted model, not a curated record
CAAAGACAGGAAUAGAAAGUACGAAAGAACAGGUGACUGGUUAUAUAAAACCCUGAAGUUGAAGUUGUUUGUUCUGUACAUCCCUUAAUACAGACAAACCAAAUAAUAGUUUGUUUAUUAUAAAUAAAAAGUAGCAGAUAAUACUGAAGCGAAACUAAAAUCACAAUUUAACCACUUUGCAUCAUUAUUUAUCUUUCAUAGGCCUGCUUUCUUGUCAUUUAAAGACGUAUGCUACGUGUACCCCGCGCGCAAGUACGCACGCGAGCUCGCGCCCUCCCUCUCUCCGCACUCUCACUCAUUCACUCUCUCUCCGUCUGCACACACACGCUUCUUCACUUUUCGUGGGAGAAGGGGAGAGAGAAAGAGAGAGACCGAGAGAGAGUGUCAUUUUAAGUCUCUCUCUGCUCUCUCCGCUUUCGGUACUCAUAUCCACUUUUCUGAUUCAAUGGGACUUUAGCGUUAGGCGUUCAAUAAUAAAUAAAAUAUUUAUUUCCCAUACUAUUAUUUUUAGUUAAUUAUUGUAAAUAAAAAACAAGUGUGAGCUAUUUCAAGGUGGUAGUUUUUAUUUUUUCACCUCACAGGAAGUUCAGUCGAAAGUACAUCGACUGACUUUCUGUGAGACAGGGACACUUAACUUAUAAUAUCAGAACUUGACAGCCACAGUUAGACGCCAAACACCUUCAGACAGUAUGGAUAUUCAAGAAUGCUUAUUUCGGAAAAAGCGAAGACCCUGGCUCGUGGACCUUUCAUCUGUCACCUUGGUAACUGUGGCGCUGGUACUGUGUCACGCGACCGUGACCCAUGCAGACCCAGUGGACGUACUGCGCGUGCUGCAGUUCCCCUCCCUCCCUGAGGGGGUGCGCAAAGUGCCAGGAUUCUGUACCUCACGUCGGUCCAGCUCCCCCGACCAGGCCUUCCGUGUCACCAAGAAGGCGCAGAUCUCUGCCCCCACGAAGCAGCUCUUCUCAGGCCACUUCCCAGAGAACUUCUCCAUCAUGGCACUGGUGAAGGCCCAGUCAGGUCUCCAGGCUUUCCUGCUGUCGAUCUACAGUGAGCAGGGCGUGCAGCAGCUGGGCGUGGAGCUGGGCCGCUCCCCCAUCUUCCUGUAUGAGGACCAAUUACGGAAGCCUGCCCCGGAGGACUACCCACUCUUCAAGGGCAUCAACCUGGCUGACGGCAAGUGGCACCGCAUAGCUAUUUCUGUGCAGAAGAAGAAUGUGACAUUGAUCCUGGACUGCAAGAAGCGCAUGACCAAGCCCCUGCUACGCAGUGAUAAGCCUGUACUGGAUGUCAAAGGCAUCACUGUAUUUGGGGCCCGCCUGCACGACGAGGGGGUUUUCCAGGGAGACAUCCAGCAGCUGCUGAUCGCGUCCAACCCUCAGGCUGCUUAUGACUUCUGUGAGCACUACAGCCCCGACUGCGACUCACCACUGCCCAAGACUCAGUCGCAGGACCCCAACGCAUACGAUGACUAUGAAUACCCUUAUUACGAAGAUUCCACCGGCAAACCCUUCUCUCCGUCAUCCCCCCCUCCCUCGCUCGAGAAGGUCCCCUCUGAGCAGGAUAUAGAUCCUUCCCAAACAGAGGCUGACCACACUCCCACAGAGACGGAUUAUUAUUACACCUUAGAGGAGGAGGAGACAGCCCCAGACAGUGAGGUGACUGGACAGGAAGUCCCCAUGUCAAAGGUGGACGAGACAGUGGUGGCACAGGAUGUAGAUUUGGCCAAGUCAGGUGUGUCUCAGUCACCGGAUGAGGUCUUCACCGAAGAGUAUGUGACCGGAGACGGGGGCAUGAAGGAAUACGACUAUUCCUACAAGGACUUCAUCGACCCCGUCCGUGAUGGCAAUGGCGGCACCUCUGAUAGCGACAUCGGCCCCGCGCUGUCCGCUGUGACGGACGAGGGAGGCGCCUCAGUACGAGCCCAGAAAGGAGAAAAAGGAGAACCUGCAGUUCUGGAACCCGGUAUGCUAAUCGAAGGGCCCCCCGGACCAGAGGGACCAGCAGGUCUUCCCGGCCCCCCCGGCUCCCCCGGUCAUCAGGGUUCCUUUGGCGAUCCCGGAGAAAGGGGGCCCCCUGGACGGCCCGGUCUGCCCGGAGCUGACGGAGUCCCUGGCCCCCCCGGAACGUCUCUCAUGUUACCCUUCCGAUUUGGCAGUGGUGGAGGUGACAAGGGACCCGUCGUCUCAGCGCAGGAGGCACAAGUCCAAGCUGUUCUGUCACAGGCCAGGCUCGCACUAAAAGGUCCUCCUGGACCCAUGGGAUACACUGGCCGCCCAGGACCCCUGGGAACCCCUGGAAGUUCUGGCUUCAAAGGUGAAUCUGGAGAUCCAGGCCCUCAGGGUCCCAGAGGACCACCGGGCUUAUCCGGACCCCCUGGCAAAUCUGGACGAAGGGGUCGUGCUGGAGCUGACGGUGCCAGAGGAAUGCCAGGUGAAUCUGGACCUAAGGGUGAUCGAGGUUUUGACGGCCUUCCUGGGUUGCCUGGAGACAAAGGGCACAGGGGAGAAACUGGAGGAAUGGGAUCUCCAGGCCCAUCUGGAGAGGAUGGAGAGAGGGGUGAUGAUGGAGAGGUUGGACCCAGGGGGCUUCCAGGUGAACCAGGACCUCGUGGUUUACUGGGACCUAAAGGUCCUUCUGGACUUCCUGGACCUUCUGGUGUUAGAGGCAAUGAUGGCCCCCAUGGUCCAAAAGGAAAUCUGGGUCCCCAAGGAGAGCCAGGCCCCCCAGGGCAGCAGGGAGGCCCAGGAACGCAGGGAAUGUCGGGACCCCAGGGAGCCAUCGGACCCCCGGGGGAGAAGGGUCCCACGGGAAAGCCAGGUCUGCCUGGAAUGCCUGGAGCUGAUGGGCCUCCCGGUCACCCAGGAAAAGAGGGUCCAUCUGGCACUAAAGGGAACAUGGGUCCUAUUGGCCCCCAGGGUUCUAUUGGUUAUCCUGGUCCCCGUGGUGUCAAGGGUGGCCAAGGUAUCCGUGGACUGAAGGGACAUAAGGGAGAGAAGGGUGAAGAUGGAUUUACUGGGAUCAAGGGGGAUUUUGGUGUGAAAGGAGACAGAGGAGAGAUUGGUGUGUCUGGCCCCCGAGGAGAGGAUGGUCCUGAGGGGCCCAAAGGUCGUGUGGGGCCACCUGGUGAGCUUGGGCCCAUUGGACUUGUUGGAGAGAAGGGUAAACUUGGUGUUCCUGGGCUGCCCGGAUACCCUGGACGGCAAGGACUCAAGGGGUCCCUCGGUUUCCCAGGAUUCCCUGGGGCAAACGGCGAGAAGGGCACAAGGGGCCUGUCUGGAAAGGCUGGGCCAAGAGGCCAAAGAGGACCAACGGGGCCAAGAGGCCAACGGGGGCCACGUGGGUCGACAGGAAAAGCAGGACCAAAGGGUACUUCAGGAAGUGAUGGCCCUCCUGGUCCUCCCGGGGAGAGGGGACUACCUGGACCUCAAGGAGUGAAUGGGUUCCCUGGAUCUAAGGGGCCUCCUGGACCAGCAGGAAAAGAUGGACUCCCUGGACACCCUGGACAGAGAGGAGAAGUCGGUUUCCAAGGAAAGACUGGCCCCCCCGGACCUCCUGGGGUUGUUGGCCCUCAGGGACCCUCUGGAGAGACUGGCCAAAUGGGCGAGCGCGGCCACCCCGGCCCUCCAGGGCCUCCAGGCGAACAGGGCCUUCCUGGGCCUUCAGGGAAGGAGGGAACCAAGGGUGACCCUGGUCCCCCUGGGCCUACAGGCAAGGAUGGCCCCUCUGGACUAAGAGGUUUCCCAGGAGAGAGGGGACUUCCUGGCACCCCGGGAGGUGGAGGUCUCAAAGGAGGUGAAGGUCCAGCCGGACCACCUGGACCAGCUGGUUCACCAGGUGAGAGAGGCUCUGCCGGUACUGGGGGUCCCAUCGGGCCCCCAGGAAGGCCUGGCCCCCAGGGUCCUCCUGGCCCCGCAGGGGAGAAGGGAGUUCCUGGUGAAAAAGGUCCGAUUGGUCCUGCUGGUCGUGAUGGUAUUCAAGGCCCAGUGGGACUUCCGGGUCCUGCUGGACCAUCUGGAGUACCUGGAGAAGAUGGAGACAAGGGUGAGGUCGGAGAGCAUGGCCAAAAAGGUGCCAAAGGUGACAAGGGAGAUCACGGUCCUCCUGGUCCUUCAGGGCCUAUGGGUUCAGUUGGUCAGCCAGGAGCUGCUGGUGCUGAUGGAGAGACAGGAGCCCGGGGCCAGCAGGGGCCCUUCGGAGCCAAGGGAGACGAGGGGACGAGGGGAUUCCCGGGGCCCCCGGGACCAAUAGGCCUGCAGGGAUUGCCAGGGCCUUCGGGAGAGAAAGGAGAGACAGGAGAUGGGGGACCAAUGGGACCUCCAGGGCCGCCUGGUCCCCGUGGUCCUGCGGGCCCCAGUGGUGCAGAUGGUCCCCAAGGCCCUCCGGGUGGAUUGGGUAACCCUGGCAACGUAGGCGAGAAAGGAGAACCUGGGGAAUCUGGACCACCAGGAGUACCAGGGGAGGCAGGAAAGAAAGGUCCUCGUGGAGAGCGUGGAGAGAAGGGAGAGGCUGGACAUCCAGGAACCCCCGGUCCUGCAGGUGGAAGAGGCCCAACUGGAGACGAUGGUCCGAAAGGAAACCCAGGCCCUGUUGGUUUCCCUGGUGAUCCUGGCCCUACUGGUGAAGUCGGACCGAGAGGUCAAGAUGGAGCAAAGGGAGAGAGAGGGGAGGAUGGUGAACAAGGAGAGCCGGGCUCUCCUGGGCCCACUGGUGAAAACGGACCUCCUGGUCCUCCUGGAAAGAGGGGUCCCUUGGGAACAAGAGGCCCUGAGGGACGUCAAGGCGAGAAGGGCAGCAAGGGAGACUCAGGUGCCAUCGGCGCCCCCGGAAAGACAGGCCCCGUGGGGCCACAAGGCCCCUCAGGAAAACCAGGGCCAGAGGGUCUGAGGGGACUCCCAGGAGCUGUGGGCGAACAAGGUGCUCCAGGACCAUCAGGACAAACAGGCCCCCCAGGACCCAUGGGACCCCCGGGGUUGCUUGGCCUGCGCGGUGACCCAGGGGCGAAGGGCGAGAAGGGCCACGUGGGUCUGAUUGGUCUCAUCGGGCCCGGAGGAGAGCAAGGAGAGAAGGGUGACAGGGGUCUUCCAGGGCCCCAAGGGACAACUGGACCAAAGGGAGAAACUGGAAUCCCUGGAGGCACUGGUCCGUUGGGUCCCACCGGACCCCCUGGUCUUCCUGGUCCUCAAGGUCUGAAGGGUGCUAAAGGUGCUACAGGAUCAGCUGGACCCAAAGGCGAGAAAGGUGUCCAGGGCCCCCCAGGACCCCCAGGCCCCCCUGGGGAAGUCAUCCAGCCCCUGCCCAUCCAGAUCCCUAAGAAGUCCAAGCGCUCCAUCGACGCCAGCCAAAUCCCCGCCGACUCGCCCGGCGACGACUUCCCGCCGGGAAGCGAAGGCAUGGAGGAGAUCUUCGGCUCGCUGAACUCCUUGCGGCAGGAGAUCGAGACGAUGCGCUUCCCGCUGGGCACUCAGGACAGCCCCGCUCGCACCUGUCAGGACCUCAAGCUGAGCCAGCCAGACUACAAAGAUGGCGAAUACUGGAUUGAUCCGAACCAGGGCUGCUCUCGUGACUCCUUCAAAGUGUUCUGCAAUUUCACCGCUGGUGGCGAGACCUGCCUGUACCCCAGCAAGAGCAGCGACUCGGUAAAGAUGGACAUUUGGCCUAAGGAGACUCCUGGCUCUUGGUACAGCCAGUUUGCAACAGGCAGCAAAUUUUCCUACGUAGAUUCCAACGGGGAGCCUGUGGGUGUGGUGCAGCUGGGUUUCAUCCGCCUCCUGAGCGUCCAGGCCCGACAGAACCUCACCUACCACUGCCACCGCUCUGUGGCCUGGGCUGACCGCACUGCCAAAGAUGGCCACAAGAGGGCUCUGCAAUUCCUGGGGGCCGACGAAAAGGAAUUGGGCUAUGAGACGAGCCCUUACAUCAAGGCCCUCAUUGAUGGCUGCUCUUAUCGCAAGGGUUUUGACAGGACGGUGCUGGAGGUAAACACACCCCAGGUGGAACAGCUCCCCCUGUUGGACAUCAAGAUCUCAGACUUUGGGGAGAAAAACCAACAAUUUGGCUUUGAAGUUGGACCUGUCUGUUUCCUGGGUUAAAACACACAUAUUUACACAGUCAUACAUUCAUUUACACUGAUGCACACGGGAACACCAAGGUAGGCAAAUACAUGCACUACAAUCAGACACAGACACUCAUUGAGAUCCUACUAACAUGAAAGGUAAAGGACGCAUUAACACUCAGUCAUGUGCUCACUCAGAAGUCAACAACCAGGAAAAUCUUCUAACACGAGAUGGACAACAGAAGAAGAGAAACGUAGAACAAAAGUACACUCUCGUGCUGUGGAGAGUAGAGAUCUACCUUAAGGAAGGGAAAUAGCAUUCCGACCAAAACAGAAUAAAACAGUGUUUUAAUUGAGCAGCUGACGCCAAAGUUUUAACUUCGAGAAAGCCCUGAUAUUGGAUAUACUUCUCACUACUCCCUUUGUUUUGCUGUUUCUCUCUCAAAUUGUCACCCUAACCCCUUUCCCCACGUCUCUCCAUCUCUCACUUAAAGUCUUCCUUUACCUCACUUCCUGUCUUGCUUGACAGAAAGGUAUACUGAGAAAAGCUUGGGAGUUAACAGAGUUACACUGUUUCAAAAGUAGAGACCGAAAGAACAGAGUCGAUCCAAAAAUAUGAAGAGGAACCACACAGUCUGAAGACCAAACUGAUGGAACAGAAGCUCACGCGCUGGAAUUCCUUCACACUCCCACGUCUUCCAUCUGUGAAUAUUAUGUUCAUUGAUGUCUGGCUACAGCUGGCUUUACUCAGUAUUAUACAGCUUCACCACAUAUUACUAAAGCCAAUCAGUCAGCCAUAUUGCUAAAGGUGACAGUUCAUACUACAGGGAACAAGAAGACAGGAGAGAAAACUGUGAGGACUUACUCAGCUUACUUAAACUUGAGGUGCGACACCAAACGGCUAUCAGCCUCCGUGAGCUGUUUCAAAGAAUACAGUCUUUAACAGGAAUAUCUUAGGGACAAUAUGGCCGCUUCUCGUGUCAGUAUUGUAGCAUGCUUGGGUGCUGUACAUGCAUUCGCAGUAAGAGAUGGUAACACAGCUUUGUGUAAAUACUGCAGAACCAAAGCUAUUUAGCCUUGCAAAUUGUACCAGAUAUUAAUGUUUUGUACAUGUGCUACAAAGAAUUAAAACCAUCACUGUCAAGAACCGGUCACUAUUUUAACAAGCUAACUUUUCUUGCGCUAAAACAAUUUUGGCUUAUGGAGUGAUACAGUCAGGACAGUUUUAGUUCAGAUUACAUUUUUGUAACAUGCUUGUUGACAUAGUGCCUCGUUUUAGGAUCAAAACAUAUCAGAUUUAAUGUGGGUAUGGACUCCAUAUGGGGUGUGAGUUGUCAAAAGCGAUAAUUACAUGCAUGUGAUCAAAUACUGUAACGUUUGGAGAUUCACAGAUCUAAGUGUAAAACUUGCAAUGAUCAGUUUUCUGACUGGAGUUGUGCAUUACAAACAUAUGUACAGAAAUACUAUUUUAUUUAUUUAAAAAUACAGGGUGCUUAAAACUCCAACUAAAUAUGGCAGUAAAUGUGGUAUUUCCUCUUUAUUUAUUUCAUUCAAUUUUCUCUCGCCUUCCAGAUCAAAUACGUAUAUUAAAAAUGAGGCCACAGUGGACUAUGCACGGUGACCGCUGUUUUAAGUUCGAAUGUGUACACUGCACUGUGUACUAUUUCGUUUGUCGUUAUCGUGACGAUUAAACGAUGGCGUUCUGCUCCUCUCAUUUCUCAUUGUUAACCAAGUGCUUGGGCUGUGGUCUGGCCCAGCAGCUUAGUGGGAGGGAUGUGGAGAGACCAGGUGGGGGGGGGGGGGGGGCCGCUUCUUUAAAACUCCUGGGAAAAGCAGGGAACAGCAUGUGAGAGAAAAAUAAAUGAAAGGGAGCUUAUGUGGGAUCAGUCUGGGGGGGCUGUUUAUGGGCAAAUAAAUGGCUUUGGGAAAUGUUUCUUCUUUUUAUUUGUUGCUUUAUUGGGGUGGGGAAGGGGGAGGGACAAUAUUGAAAACCUUGGUGCUCAAAAACUGUUUGUAAUUCUCAAAGGUAUAUCACCGUUAAGAUCUGUUUGUGUUUUGUAAGACCAACGGCUACGUUUAGACAAAAUAUGGUGCUGAAAAAGGAAAAGAAGUAUUUUAUAAUGUGUGUAAUUAUUUGGGAAAAUGUUUCUGUAAUAUAUAAUCUUUUUAAAGAGUU